Molecule: messenger RNA, 1488 nt
Organism: Durio zibethinus
Lineage: Eukaryota; Viridiplantae; Streptophyta; Magnoliopsida; Malvales; Malvaceae
Source: RefSeq, a predicted model, not a curated record
GCCAUGUCAUAUUUUAUUUCAAUAGCAACAAGACAAGCCAGCUUUCUUAGGAGACAGAUAACAGCAAACAAAGACAGAACAAAAGCAUAAAGAGCUCAGGUAAACCUCACUUAAACUAUACCCUGACACCAGGAAAGCUGAGUUAUGAUGAUGAGAAGACUGAAUAGAAGGCAUGCAAGAAAAGAAAGAUUACAUGGAAGUGGGGAGGCUGUGGCCUAACAUGCUCGAGAACAUGGGCCUCAUAUUUCAUCCAGUUCGAGGAUUGAGGUUCAUCUGCACCAUUGUGACAGGACAGAGAAGUUUUUGUGUAAAGAUACAUUCUUUCAUUUUUCUGAACUGAAAUGGUUUUAUCUGUAAAACUGUACUAAAAAAGCUGAUGUUCUAACUAGGAUGAUUAUGACAGAAGAGAUCUUGUUUCGUCUAAGUUUUUGCCAAAAUUUAUAUAUAUUUUUUAUUUUGGCAUAUGCGAUCAUGGACAAGCUAUAUAAUAAGAGGUAAUUCUCUCUUAUCUCAUAAAUCUCAUCUUGUUCAUCUCAGGAUUUGAACCCGAGACCUCGAAACUGAACAAAUUCAAAGGGACAAAACUUGAAGUUGCGAUAAGCUGUCUCCUAGUCAUCAACUAAUAUAUGAGUCCAAGUUAAAGCUUGUAUUAAACAAGAGUUUUAUGAGAUUUGAAAACUCUCUCAAAAUAGAGAUCAUACUUUUUGCCUCAAUAAUCUCCCCAGCUUCAUUCUUCCUCAAUAACAUCCUUCUUUUGGCAUUGAUUUCUUAACCUCUACAUUCUCUUUUCGGUGGCUACCUUUAACCUCUUUUGAUGGAUCCCUUCAAACACUUUCUGAGCACAGAAGGAUGCAGCAGCAGUGAAUCAGGUUGGACAAGGUACUUAGCCUCUCCUAUGCAAGAUGAUUCUGAAUGCAGUGAAAACAAUUAUAGCAACAAUCACAAUAUCAAAGACGAUGUCGAUGAUGGUGAAGGAAAUAGUGAUGAUUCAAUGGUAUCUGAUGCCUCUUCUGCCCCAAGUCAUCAUCAGUACAAACACAAGGAUGGUCCAGGUAGUCAUAGCAAUACUCAUGUAAAGCCUGACAAGAGUGAUUAUACUAGCAAGCAUUAUUCGUCACGCAAGGAGGUGAAGAAAGAAGUGAAAAAGAGUGGUGAAAACAGUGGAAAAUCCAAAAAGAGACUCGAUGGUCAAGCGAAGAAUCGCAAGUAGCCAGGUUGAGAGCCUGAAAACAUGGUAGAAUUCAAUGGAGCUUAUAGACAAUAAGCAAAACAUAUUUUCUUUUCAAGGUUUCUUCCAAGAAUAUAUGAUCACAAUAUGUUGCUUAUUUCUUUCAGUACUUAGAUGCAAUCGUUUUGCAAAGUUUUUAUGAUUCAAACCACAAAUGUUAUAUCUUUGAUAUCAAUUCACAAAGAAGAUUACAAAAUUGUCUCCAUUUAACAUGUUUCGCUAAUGAAUUGAUUCAUUGCAUUUUGACUUCAGUUAUUAGA